This is a messenger RNA of Arabidopsis lyrata subsp. lyrata, 1803 nucleotides long. RefSeq names its product la-related protein 1B. The record is from RefSeq and is a predicted model, not a curated record. Bases 319 to 1632 code for a protein of 437 amino acids. Gene Ontology annotation, molecular function: mRNA binding. Gene Ontology annotation, cellular component: nucleus. NCBI's taxonomy places the organism in Eukaryota, Viridiplantae, Streptophyta, Magnoliopsida, Brassicales, Brassicaceae. The transcript is spliced from 7 exons.
AAGUACCUUAUAAAUAUGAUAGGCACGCAGACGCAUGUAUUUAUUAUUGCUAGUGUGUUUCCAUGCGUCAUGUUCAUCUCACUGAUGGUGAAAUCACACGGAUUGGUAGCGAGAGGGGCAUUUAAGUAAUUGCAAGGGGAGCUUUGGUUUUUGUUUGUUCGCAAAGGCCAGGCACACACAAGUCUUCCCCACCGGCGUUGUUAUAGCUCUCUCUCUCUCUCUCUCUCUUUGGUUUCGGAGAUUCUUCUUCUUCUCUGAUUCUUCUCCAACAAUAAUAACCCGCAGCUUCUUCGAUCCUCUCUCUUCCUCUGUUACAGGAUGGCUACGACGGCGAGUAGUGCCGCUAAUUCUGCAUCUCGCUUCUCCAUUGAUUCCUCUUUGUCGCGAUCACGUCACAGCGAUUCCUCUCCCUGGUUGAUGCCUGCUGCUGAUCCCCAUGAUGAUCCGGCUCCUUCCCUCUCCCAGGACGAUCCCUUCUUAACCGGAAAUGGCACUUCCGACUACGACAAUGCUGAUAAGAAGCCUCCUGUCUGGAACAUGCCUUCUUCUAAUAUCUCCUCCGAUGUCAUGGCCGCCGCCGAAUCCUGGCCUGCUCUUCGGUCUUCUUCCAACAAGUCUCCCUCUUUCGAUUCUUCCAAACCUUUAUCUGAUGGAUCAUCAUCAUCAUCAUCAUCAUCAUCACCAAUGCCGCCUCCCCAGGCUGGUGGAACUCCUUUCAAUGCCAAUGCUGGCUCAAGUGUUGCUGCUACCUCAUCUGAAAACAAUACUGUGAAUAAUAGCCCGAGGAAACCUUUUAGACGGAAUAACAACGCAUCAUCUUCCAGUAGUAACAUCUCCAACCCACCCAAUGCUGCGCCUUUUAACACCAGAGAUCAGACUCACAGUCAAAGGGGUGGUUCUUAUGGCUCAGGGAAUUUCCGUAAUUCCCAGAGAAAAAGCAACAACAGCUCUUACCCUCGUGGGGAAGGUCUUCACCAUGGAAACAGGCGCAAUUAUGAGAGCGGGUUUUCUCACCGUAACUAUAGUGGGAGAGACAUGCACUUGCAACCCCAGAGGGGUAAUGGGAUGAUGAGACCGCAGAUGCUGAUGGGGCCACCAUCUUUUCCUGCCAGUAGUGCGCAAUAUAUGGCAGCGCCUCAAUUAGGUUCAUAUGGUGGCCCCAUGAUCUACCCAGAUUAUGCACAGCAUGUCUUUAUGCCACCUCCAGACCCGAUGGCUUUAGUUGGACCCUUCCCACCUCUGCCUGUGUAUUUUCCCAGUUAUGAUGCCAUGUUGUACAAUAAGAUAUUGACACAAGUAGAAUAUUAUUUCAGCGCUGAUAACCUGAGCAGAGAUGAACACUUGCGGGAUCAGAUGAAUGAUGAAGGUUGGGUUCCUGUUAGAGUAAUAGCAGGAUUCAGGAGACUUGCAGAACUGACCAACAACAUCCACACUAUAUUGGAAGCACUAAAAAGUUCAGAAGUCGUAGAAAUUAAGGGUGAAACAUUGAGGAGGCGAGGAGAUUGGGACAAGUAUUUAUUGCCUCGUGAGCCUUCAAAGUUCGGUCCAGCAGCGGGGGCUAGCAACAAUGCCUCACUGGUGUCUCAACUUGAGAGCAUGGCUCUAUCAGAGAGGAGCAGAGAGGGAGAGUAAAGAGAUGCGACUAAGAGAGAGGAAGGAAGAUGUGUUUGCAUGCCUCUCUCUCUCUUUCUUUCCUUUUCUUUUUUUUUUUUUUUGUUUUGUCGAGAAUCGGAUAGGAACUGAUUGAUACUCGGUCUCAUCAUAAGAAAAACAAAUAAUAUGCUGCUCAACUUUUUUUGAACU